Messenger RNA from Capsaspora owczarzaki ATCC 30864, 1581 nucleotides. RefSeq names its product SNF5/INI1 protein. Lineage: Eukaryota; Filasterea; Ministeriida; Capsasporidae. Gene Ontology annotation, molecular function: transcription coregulator activity. The coding region runs from base 110 to 1393 and encodes 427 amino acids. Gene Ontology annotation, cellular component: nuclear chromosome; nucleus. The transcript has 5 exons. The record is from RefSeq and is a predicted model, not a curated record. Gene Ontology annotation, biological process: chromatin remodeling; regulation of transcription by RNA polymerase II.
UUUCUGAGUUUGUUCGUUUUCCGUUCUGCCUCGAGGUCGUCUCGAACCCGCACUCUCACUCGUUGACGCACCCUUACACACACACACACACAUACAUACGCAGCAAAGCAUGUUUGCCUUGUCACAGACGGUGGCGCAGAACGGCUUGAUACCGUUUGGCAGCACGGCUGUGCCAUACAUUGCAUGUGCUGAGAUUACAUUGCAGCAAUCAGGAGCAGUAUCACCGUCACCAUUGGGGCCAUACAGUCACCCGUCCAAGCGAUCGCAGUCGCAUACAUCGGUGAGCACUGCAGCGCGGCCAGAGCAGCACCCCGACGACGACGACGACGACGACGACGACGACGACAACGACAACGACGGCAGCGGCAAGGACGCUUUGACAGGUCGCAGCAUUGCCGCUACGUCGGACACGGCGCGCGAUGCACACGCCGCACAGGCAAGACAAGGCUCGCCACGAAGCGAAACUACAGCCCCCGCCAGGCUGGACGACGAGGACGAGGAGGAAGCCGUCGCAGCAUCAUCGCGUCCAGCUCGACUGGCUGCUGCAGUCCCGACCGUGUCGCUGGUGGCUGCAGGCUCGCUCGCGCCACCUCGACUCGUGCCAAUCAGACUCGACCUUGAAAUCGAAGGAAUCAAGCUGCAAGACGUGUUCACUUGGGAUCUCGGUGAAACGCAAACAACACCGCGACGCUUUGCUGAACUGCUCUGCGCCGAGCUUCGCUUGCCAACUCCCACCUUCGUCCCUGCCAUUGAAUCUGCGGUUCAGCAACAGCUCUUGGAAUUUGCUGCUCUACCAAUGCCUGAUGUCGGCGGAGACCAUCGCAUCAUGAUUAAGCUGAGCAUACACAUUGGCAGCAUUUCGCUACGAGACCAGUUCGAGUGGCAAACUAGCCCCUGGCUGAACGAUCCAGAGGCGUUCGCCGUCAAUUACUGCGCCGAGCUGGCUCUCGGUGGCGAGUUUAUUUCGGCUGUUGCCCACAGCAUUCGUGAACAAUUAGUCGGUCACGCUCGGUUGCUGAUGCACGGUGGCCAAAAAGGAGAUGCUGCGAUCGCCCAGGGUCUAGUGCCUCCAAUCAACGUUGUCUUCCGGCCAACAACACUGCUUAACGACUGGUCACCGCAAAUAGAAAUGCUAUCGGAAACAGAAAUGAUGCGAUUACGGCAGAAUACCGAGCGCGAAACGCGACGGAUACGACGUUUGCAGAAAAAGCCCACUUCGGGUCACGAAGCUCAGCAGCCUACAUUUUCCAGCACUCUGCCUCGCACACAGGCUGACAUUGACGCUUUUCGGGAGCCGGUCGACGAGGACACUGUCUUUACACGCAGUGGGCGCCUGACUGGCCCUUCUCGGAAUCGGGCCGGAUACACUGGGUUCCGAAGCAAGCGCGGUUGAGCAAAAGUGCUUGUUAACACUGUCAUGCUCCACCAUAGCGUGCCCACGACGAGCGUUACCGUUGUUGUUGGCAGGAACUGAAAAUUCCAUGCCGAACAACUCAAGGUCUCACAGUUACAAAUUCUACUUGUUGUGUUUCGCCUAUCAUUAGAGCACAUUGAGCAAUACACCAUUCCUCAUGAACACUC